CCACUCUCGCUCGUAGUUUCGCAGCCCACCCGGCCGGCCAACCCUCGCCGGCGAGGCGGAAGCCAAAUGGCCGCAGCCUCCGCCGCCGCUUCGGCCGCGGCGGCCGAGGCCUUCUCCAUACGGGGGUUCGCCAGCAUGAUGCGGGCCGUGGACGCGGCCAAGUGCUGGCCAUUCGGAGGCGUCGAGGACGGGACUACGGAGACGCCGCAGCUCCCGCCGAUGGACCCGACGCCGCGGUCGCGCUGGUGGGCCGACGGGGUUGCGGCGGCGCGGGCGCGGCCGGGUUUUUGCGCUGCGGGCCGAGACUUCGCCGUGGGUGGCGGCAUGGAAGAUGGUUUGAGGAAGGCAACGAAGAGGAAGGGGUCUCGCGGGAGCGGCGGUGCCGGGAGGGCUAACAAACGGCAGAGAGCGCUCCAAUCUCUCUUCUAUUUGAAGCACAAGGAGAGAACCUCUAAACCCCAACCAACAUCUCGCUUACUUCAACUCAUGCUCCAUAAGGGUUUGUUGAGAAAACGAAAAGGCUGUACUAUUCCUGCACUGAGAGAACUCGUUAUGAGGAAGAAAUUGCAAGAGCGACAGAAUCAGAUGUCAACCCACAGAAACAGCAUGAAGAAACAGUCCGGGAGAGCAAUGGACCACGAACAAAGCAUAAAAAUCAGCAGGCCAAUUGAUUAUCCUGUAAAUCCUGGCUGUGAAGUAGUGAAUCAUGUUGCAUGCCCUCCCAAGGAUGACAUUUUUGGAGAUCUGCCUCUUUUAGAAAGCUCAAAAGUUAUGUUUCGUACUGGAGUUGACAUACUCCCUACUAAUAUAGAAGAUUCUUUUGUAGAAAAUCAAAAUGGAUCAGAUGCCAUAUCAGAAACUGAACCAUUGAAACUAAUGUCUUUUGUUGACAUUUCAAAGCAAACAUCACUCCACGUUGAAGACUUAGUGAAGAAGGAACAGACUCCUGAUAAGGGGUCAACAUGCAUCUUUCCCAAUGAUGCAGGAAGGAGUCAUUCUUCCUCUGCUGAGUUUGAUGGUCUGCUAAAUCAUACUAGUGUCGCGAAAACUUCUCUUCCUGAAAUGCAGCUGAAAUCUACCAAUGUUCCUGCUUAUUGUAACGAGGGAGCAAAAUCUGGUUCGAGCGACCGUCCGCAGGGUUGUUUCUACAUGAACACAAACUGCUUUCAGGAAAUGGAAAGACCUGGUACCAGUUCAGUGGCCGUGAGAACCAGAACUGAAGCAAUUAAAAAAGAAGAUGCAGCAGUCCAUGGUUUAAACAAUACAGGUGUCACCGUGGAGAAAACUUGUCUUCCUGAAAUGCCGCUGAAAUCUACCCAUGUUCCUGCUUUAAGUUCUUAUUGUAAUGGCAGAGCAGAAUCUGGUUGUAGCAACCGUCCAAAGGGUCCUUUCCACACAAACACAAACUGUUUUCAGGAAAUGAAAAGACUUGGUACCAGUUCAGUGGCUGUGAGAACCAGAACUGAAGCAAUUACAGAAGACAGAGAUGCAGCAGUCCAUGGUCUAAAUAAUACAACUGUCACGAUGGCGAAAACUUGUCUUCCUGAAAUGCAGCUGAAAUCUACUCAUGUUCCUGCUUUAAGUUCUUAUUGUAACGAGGGAGCAAAAUCUGGUUCUAGCAACCGCCCGCAGGGUUGUUUCUACACGAACACAAAGUUCUUUCAGGAAAUGACAAGACCUGGUACCAGUUCAGUGGCUGUGAGAACCAGAACUGGAGCAAUUGAAAAAGAUGGAGAUCCAGCAGUCCAUGAUAUAAAUCAUACAAGCAUCACUGUGGCGAAAACCUGUCUUCCUGAAGUGCAGCGGAAAUCUACUCAUGUUCCUACUUUAAGUUCUUAUUGUAACGAGGGAGCGAAAUCUGGUUCUAGCAACCACCCGCAGAGUUGUUUCUACAGUAACACAAACCGCUUUCAGGAAAUGACAAGACCUGGUACUAGUUCAGUGGCUGUGAGAACCAGAACUGAAGCAAUUGAAAAAGAUAGAGAUACAGCAGCCCAUGGCAAGAAGAGCACUGAUAUUUCUGGUCGAUUGGUUCCAACCGAAUACUAUCCUUCAUGUGAAGGCAGUCUAUCGCCCUCGGUUAUAUCACAGAGGACUUUCAAUGCAGGAAUAAACGCAGAUGGCAUGUCUUCUUGCAGGAUUGUGCCUGCCCAGGAGUAUGUCCCUGCUUCUAAUCCUUGUAAAGUUGCAAGCAAUGUGCAUCAUGGAAGUAGAAAGUCUGUGGAUACAUGCACAUCAUUAUCUAUAGAUGACCAAGGUAGCUGGCACUCAAAAUUUUACCCAGCUCGCUCUCCGGCAAGUAUCAAUUUGCCUUUUAUGAAGCUACCUGGCCUUGAAAAGAUGGAGAUCUCAAGCUAUGAUCCGAGAACAGGUGAAACUAACUUUGUGAAUGGACGAUCAAUGAACACAGUAAGAUACCAACAAGAGAAGCAGGUGGGUGGCAUGGCCAGUACUAUACAAGGUCAAAAUAAGAUUGGUUUCAGCGAUUCUCAAGCUGGCAAAAAGGACCCGGAUGGUUUUGUGAGACGUGAUAAUUGUCAUCUGCACCAACCCACCAUGCGCUUAAUGGGCAAGACAGUUUCACUUUCUAAAGGUAGAAUGGAGCAGGAGGUACCAACUACGGGGAAAGUCUGGAUUGACAAAAAUAUUAUGGAAGGAGACCAUCCCUCAUCAAUUUCAUGCCAGUUGCCCCCAAAGAGGGUGUUCCCUUAUCAUGAUUCUGUGAUGCUGAGAACUCGUGUUCAUGAAUCUUCAGAUACUUUGCCAAGGAUCCACAACAAUAACAACAACAGCAACAACAACAACAACAACAACAAUUUGCCAAGGAUCCCCAGCAGUAAUUUUGCAGAGGCAAGGCCUAUUGUCACUGAUGCUCAAAAUCAUAGGCCGCCACAGACUAAUAUUGUUUCUUCAGCAGUUAAAGAUUGGACUUGGAAUUCGGGCAGUCAAUUUGGCCAGCAAGCUCAGGUAAACAAGGAAUCCAUCAUAGGUAACUCAAGGACCAGGCAUACGGAAUUGUCUCAGCCACCCAAGUUGACAAGCAUUCCUCGGAACCAAUACUUGCAGUCAGGCAAUCCUGCAUCAAGCAUGUAUGCAGAACACACUUUUGUUGGUUCAGCAGUAAAUCGAUCUUCUUCUUCAUUUCCACAGUGGUCAUUAAAUACAAGCAUGCGGGGGGAGUACCAAAAUCCCACUUCAUUUGUUUACGAAGAUCCUAGAUCUGUUCCUGCCCACCAACCUCCCUGCCAAGUAGCUGGAGCGAAUCUAUUUUCGGCAUCAAACAUAUUUUCUCAUGAUUACGGUACAAAAAAUGCCGAGUCCAGAAACUCUUAUCAGCGAGCACAUCCUUCUCUUCCAACUAGUGCGGCAAGUAGGUUUCAUGACUACUGUACAAGAAAUGCCGAUUCCAGAUACUCUUAUCAGGGAGCACAUCCUUCUCUUUCAACUAGUAUGGCAAGCAAGUCCAUUUCAGCAAUCAGCCUGACAUGCACUGGCGGUGUCUUGAAUAUGGAUGGCAGGAAGGGUGUUUCCAUGGUUGAUGAAAGGGGCAAGAGACCAGGUUGUGCAGAUAAUGUUUCACAGCAACCUGCAAAGAGGCAGCUAGUUUCAGACAAACAGGAACUAUCAACUUCAAUGUUCCCAAGCAUGGAAAAAUACUCAUUUGGCUGGUCACUAAAUGACACAGUUGGCCCGCGGAUGCUUGACUUUAGUAACAAAAAUAGCAGGACAUGCGACAAAAAUAUCCGAAAAUGAAAACUACACUUUAGGGGGAAAUUCAGUUCCAGUUGUUGAAGCAAGGCCAGGGACUGUAAGCAUGGUUGCAGGAGCCAAAACCACUCUUAAGCCAGGUCAAAAGCCGAAUGAUCAUCCGAAGAUGCUUCAUUCCACUAAAUUUUCAGUUGGUAUAGUGGAAUCUUCAGAAAGAAACAGUGGAGUGUUCCUGUUCCGCUUACAGUUCUGGAGCUUUUUUAGUACUCCCCCGUUCCAAAAUAAGUGUCUAAACUUUGUACUGAUUUUAAUACAAAGUUAUACUAAAGUCGAGACACUUAUUUUCCGACGAAGGAAGUAUUUGAGUAGUCAGCAAAAGGGAAGCUGAAGUAGCCUUUUCUACAUUUCAAAAGAUGUUAGUUUAGCAAUCAUUCGAUUGCUCCUAUUCUUGUAAAAACUUCGCGGCCAAAUGUGCAAGAAUAUUUUUCUUAGAAUAUACAUUACCAUGGCAUAUCCUAAUGCAAGCACGGGGACAUUUAAAUCGUCAAAUA
Messenger RNA from Hordeum vulgare subsp. vulgare (domesticated barley), 4259 nucleotides. RefSeq lists its product as uncharacterized. The transcript is spliced from 3 exons. The record is from RefSeq and is a predicted model, not a curated record. Lineage: Eukaryota; Viridiplantae; Streptophyta; Magnoliopsida; Poales; Poaceae. Bases 67 to 3753 code for a protein of 1228 amino acids.